Molecule: messenger RNA, 10901 nt
Organism: Calidris pugnax (ruff)
Lineage: Eukaryota; Metazoa; Chordata; Aves; Charadriiformes; Scolopacidae
Gene: XPO4
Product: exportin 4
Exons: 22
Coding region: 7-3381 (1124 amino acids)
Biological process (GO): protein export from nucleus
Cellular component (GO): nuclear pore; cytoplasm
Molecular function (GO): nuclear export signal receptor activity
Source: RefSeq, a predicted model, not a curated record
CCUUCCAUGGUCAAUAAUGAACAACGCCAACAUGCCGAGCACAUAUUCUUAUCAUUUAGGAAAUCAAAAUCACCAUUUGCUGUUUGCAAACACAUUUUGGAAACUAGUAAAGUGGACUAUGUCCUUUUUCAAGCUGCUACGGCGAUAAUGGAAGCAGUUGUAAGAGAAUGGAUUCUCUUGGAAAAAACUAGCAUCGAGUCACUGCGAACAUUCCUUCUAACCUAUGUCUUACAAAGGCCUAACCUUCAAAAGUACGUUCGGGAGCAGAUUCUAUUAGCAGUAGCGGUGAUAGUGAAACGGGGAUCAUUAGACAAAUCAAUCGACUGCAAAAGCAUUUUUCAUGAAGUCAGCCAGUUGAUCAGCAGCGGCAACCCCACUGUUCAAACUUUGGCCUGUUCCAUUUUAACGGCGUUGUUGAGCGAGUUCUCAAGUUCAAGUAAAACCAGCAACAUUGGACUAAGCAUGGAGUUCCAUGGUAACUGUAAACGUAUAUUUCAGGAGGACGAUCUGCGGCAGAUCUUCAUGCUCACAGUAGAGGUACUUCAGGAAUUCAGCAGACGGGAAAACCUCAAUGCUCAGAUGUCUUCAGUGUUUCAGCGUUAUCUUGCACUAGCCAAUCAGGUCUUAAGCUGGAACUUCCUUCCUCCAAAUUUGGGCAGACAUUAUAUAGCUAUGUUUGAAUCCUCACAAAAUGUGAUGCUAAAGCCAACAGAAUCCUGGCGUGAGACCCUCCUGGACAGCAGAGUUAUGGAGCUUUUCUUUACAGUACAUCGGAAAAUCCGAGAAGAUACAGAUAUGGCCCAAGAUUCAUUACAGUGUCUGGCACAGCUGGCGUCUUUGCACGGGCCGGUCUUUCCUGAUGAAGGUUCACAAGUUGAUUACCUGGCACACUUCAUUGAGGGAUUACUGAACACUAUCAAUGGAAUUGAAAUAGAAGACUCUGAAGCAGUGGGAAUUUCCAGUAUAAUCAGCAACCUGAUAACUGUAUUUCCUCGCAAUAUUUUAACUGCCAUUCCAAACGAACUUUUCUCUUCAUUUGUUAACUGCCUCGCACACCUCACUUGUUCUUUUGGAAGAAGUGCUGCCUUGGAAGAAGUGCUUGACAAAGAUGACAUGGUCUAUAUGGAAGCGUAUGAUAAGUUGCUGGAAUCUUGGCUUACUUUGGUACAAGAUGACAAACAUUUCCAUAAAGGUUUCUUUACCCAACAUGCUGUUCAGGUCUUCAAUUCCUACAUUCAGUGCCAUCUAGCUGCUCCUGAUGGUACAAGGAAUUUGACUGCCAAUGGUGUGGCCUCUCGGGAGGAAGAAGAGAUAAGUGAACUGCAGGAAGAUGACAGAGACCAGUUCUGUGACCAGUUGGCCAGCGUAGGCAUGCUGGGGAGAAUUGCUGCGGAACACUGUAUACCUCUUCUUACAAGUUUAUUAGAAGACCGAGUGACAAGGCUCCAUGGUCAGUUGCAAAGACAUCAGCAGCAGUUACUUGCCUCACCAGCAUCAGGCUCAAUUGACAAUAAAGUGCUUGAUGACCUGUACGAGGAUAUUCAUUGGCUUAUUUUAGUCACAGGCUACCUCUUGGCUAAUGAUACUCAGGGAGAGACUCCGCUAAUACCUCCAGAAGUAAUGGAAUACUCCAUUAAACAUUCAGCUGAGGUUGACAUCAACACAACACUUCAGAUUCUGGGAUCGCCAGGAGAAAAGGCCUCUUCCAUCCCAGGGUACAACAGAACUGAUUCUGUAAUUAGGUUGUUAUCUGCUAUUUUAAGAGUGUCAGAAGUAGAAUCUAGAGCAAUAAGGGCAAAUCUAACGCAUCUCCUGAGCCCCCAGAUGGGGAAAGAUAUUGUGUGGUUCCUCAAGCGCUGGGCAAAGACUUACCUCCUAGUAGAUGAAAAGCUGUAUGAUCAGAUAAGUCUGCCAUUUAGUACAGCAUUUGGUGCUGAUACAGAGGGUUCCCAGUGGAUUGUGGGUUACCUUUUAGAAAAAGUGAUCAGUAACCUGGCAGUGUGGAGUUCAGAGCAGGACCUUGCAAAUGAUACUGUACAACUGCUAGUAACAUUAGUGGAAAGGAGAGAGCGGGCAAACUUAGUUAUUCAGUGUGAAAACUGGUGGAAUUUAGCUAAACAGUUUGCAAGGCGAAGUCCUCCUCUUCACUAUUUGUCCAGUUCUGUGCAGAGAACACUAAUGAAAGCUUUAGUUUUAGGAGGUUUUGCUCAUAUGGAUACGGAAACAAAGCAACAAUACUGGACAGAGGUUCUUCAGCCACUUCAGCAGCGGUUCUUGAAUGUGAUAAACCAAGAAAACUUUCAGCAGAUCUGUCAGGAGGAGGAAGUGAAACAGGAAAUCACUGCUACAUUAGAAGCACUCUGUGGCAUUGCUGAGGCUACCCAGAUUGAUAACGUAGCAAUUCUCUUCAAUUUCCUAAUGGACUUCCUGAAUAAUUGCAUCGGAUUAAUGGAAGUAUACAAAAACACACCAGAGACUGUUAAUCUCAUAAUAGAAGUCUUUGUUGAAGUUGCACAUAAACAGAUUUGCUAUCUUGGAGAGGCCAAAGCCAUGAACUUGUACGAGGCCUGCCUCACUCUGCUCCAGGUGUAUUCCAAGAAUAAUCUAGGUCGACAACGGAUAGAUGUUACAGCAGAAGAAGACCAGUACCAGGAUCUCCUUCUUAUUAUGGAGCUUCUCACUAAUCUUCUAUCAAAAGAAUUCAUAGAUUUCAGUGACACAGAUGAAGUAUUUAGAGGACAUGAGCCUGGGCAAGCUACAAAUAGAUCUGUAUCAGCAGCAGAUGUUGUCUUAUAUGGGGUUAAUCUAGUUCUGCCUCUAAUGUCCCAGGAUCUGCUGAAGUUUCCAUCCCUGUGUAAUCAAUAUUACAAAUUAAUCACUUUCAUCUGUGAGAUAUUCCCUGAGAAAAUUCCACAACUUCCAGAGGACCUCUUUAAGAGCCUCAUGUACUCACUGGAGUUAGGGAUGUCAUCAAUGAGUUCAGAGGUUUGCCAGCUCUGCCUGGAGGCGGUAACCCCGUUAGCAGAACAGUGUGCAAAAGCACAAGAAACAGAUUCAACCCUUUUCCUAGCAACAAGGCACUUUCUUAAGAUGGUCUUUGAUAUGCUGGUACUUCAGAAGCACAACACAGAAAUGACGACUGCGGCAGGUGAAGCGUUCUACACUUUAGUGUGUUUGCAUCAGGCUGAAUAUUCAGAGCUAGUUGAAACAUUGCUAUCAACUCAACAAGAUCCAGUAAUUUACCAGCGGUUAGCAGAUGCCUUCAACAAGCUUACUGCAAGCAGCACUCCUCCUACACUGGACCGUAAGCAGAAGAUGGCCUUCUUAAAGAGUUUAGAAGAAUUUAUGGCAAAUGUCGGUGGACUUCUCUGUGUAAAAUAAACAACAAAACUCUAUGCCUAAUUUAGACCCUUUCUGCAAAAUGCACUGAGAAAUGCUGAAUGCUGACUAAAUCUUGUACCUGUCUCUGGGUUCUUUGCAGCCAUCUCAGAUUCUAGAGAGCCUGGAAGUUUGAACAUAACACAAUGGAAUAGGAGAGGUCAACUUUGAAUCAGCUUCUGCUAUUACAUGUUAGCUGCAAUCUGUCAUACUUGUGUGUGGGAGAGAAUGAACAGAAAAAUCGAAUUUAAAUUUUUUCCAUAUAUGUGCAAACAGAUAUGGGCACAAUGAAAAAUAAAUUCAGUGCCUUCCCCCCCCACCCCCACUGGUUUAAAAUAUGAGUGGCCAGAUAAACAUACAGAUUUCUUUUCUACCCAAAAUCAUGUUAGAGUGUGAUGCAGAUACGUACGAAGCUCUAAACAGUUUAGCUGGUUUUAAGCUUUAUUUUUCCUCUCUUAAAGUUUGAGUUUGUGUUCCAAUGGGGAAGAAAAACCAAAUGGUAUUUUAACUUGUGUUUUGUUCUGGUUUUCUACAUCAACCUGACGUUGCAUGUUUAAUGCAGUGCAGGUCUUUACAUUAUGUUCUGCUGCCUAAAGUUCAGAAGAAAAAAGGUGUAUAUUUUUGUUCCCCGAAAAUGAACUUUAGGAACUGUAGCCAUUUCAUUGCCUUAAUUUAAAAGAAAAAAAAAAAGCUCAUAUACUUUAGAUAAGAAAUUUAAGGCAAGGUUUGACUCUUCAGAGUUGGUUUAGGAUGUUGGCAUUAAGCUGCUGUGUACCUGUUACAGCCCUUCAUGUUGACGUGUCAUUUUGGAAUGAGUGUCUAAUGCAAGGUUCACGUGUAGUUUUACUUUCAGUAUCUGUUUUGAUUCAUACCCAAGUUGCACGCAACUGCAAUGUAUUUCUACACUGAACUGUUUGCUUAAGCAAUAACAACUCAAAAGGUGUAAAUUACUGGCAAACUUGUUAAAGUUGGGGCAUUAGCUAAAACAAUUAUGCUAGAACAGGGGCAUCAAACCCUGUUACUCAAGGGCCGUAUUUGUUUGACUUGAGUGGAGAAAGGUAAUUGGGAUGCGUAGUGCCGCGGGGGAUUUUUGAUUGUGCUGAAUGUAGCUCCGCUUCUGCAGAGCCCUCCCAGCUGCUCUGCUCUUGCUCGGUGUUUGAUAUCAGCACUUUAGCUAUUGCAACAGCAGAUUAUAGUGCCCUGAGUAUAGUGGACCAACAAGGGAGAGCAGCACAUGAACACAAAAGCAAGGCCUGCUUUGUCUCCAGCUGUGAGCCGGGGAAAACUGAAGCAAACACAAAUGCUGCACGUCUAGUAAAAUCGAUUUUAACGGACAUACACGGAGGCAGAAGUGGGCCCUUUUGUUUAAGACCUCUGCUAGAUUAUCCUGUUGAAUAUUUCCCAUGUGUUUUUAAAAUCCAUAUAAAAUGUACAGUAUACACCUUUACAUGGCUAUGUAUAGCAUCAUGUUUGCAACUCUGUGCCAUCCUUCAGCUAUUCAUCUCAAAAUUAGUCACAAUAGCCAGAAUUUUUAGAAUACACAAAUCUGUAAUACUGUGCUAUAAGUGACCUAAGGCUCUGUUAUUUUUUAGUUAAAUCCAUACCUGUCUCAAGCAUGGAUCCACAAGGCCAAAAAUGACAUCUCUUCAUUAUACUUUUUUAAUUUAUGUGAAAACUGGGAUAGGGCAGAUUUACACAUUAAAAAGUGUCUAUAAAACUUGUGAGAUGACGUACCUUCCCAGCUAGUAUUUUAUUUCUAAGAUAAUUUGCAUAGUAUUUUAGAACAGGGGUAUUGCUCUCAAUUUUUUCUUUAAACUGUAAUGCAUUUCUUUAAAAGAUUUCUUGACUGUGCACUUGCACAAAAGAUAAUGAUCCUGGCAGAUCCUUCUGUUUUAAAACUGUUCUGAUGGCUGAUUUUUUUAAGUUUGUCUGGGUUUUGCUAUGUUUUUGAAACUGCUUCUGGAGUUUCUCUGAGCUUGCACAUUGGAUAGGACAGCAGUUCUGAAACCUCAUUUUUUCAGGUGAAGGGCAUUAAAGCCUGGGAACAUAAGUGGCAGUAGGAGCUGCUGGUUUGUCAUGAUGUGCUCGAUGUCAAGUAUCUAGGUCAAAGUCUGCAAAGAGAUUGUAGCAAACACCUUCAAGUUUUUUGGAUCUCACUGAAAAACUCAUAUUCUUAGUCAUCAUUUCAUUGAUAACUAGCUCUGUCACUGUCAUUUUUUAAAUCCUAAAGCUGGCUCACUAUUUAAAAAUAUUUAUUAACUUUGACAUUUUGAAAUCCUCUUGAAUAUUUUGAUUGAUAAAUGGGAGCACAAACUGAGACAGUAUUUGGUACAAAGUAACGUGCAUACCCAUUACUCUUCUAAUCAGGCCCCCUGUGUUGUAACACGCAGAGACGCGCAGCAUCUUUUGACUAUUAAGACUUGCUAAAGUAUGAACAGUUACUUUCAAAGACUACUUUUGAAGGUUGCUUGAAACUUUCCUUUGCUAUUCAUUUAAAAUUAAUAUUAUAUGUUUAAGGGAAACUGUCCUUGUAAGGGAUUUUUUUUUUUUAAAUUUUGCUUGAUGUUAUGCUAGGCAACAUUCUUCCUUUCUUGUUUCUUAAUUUUUUCUUCCAUUCUCCCAACAGGGAUCUUUUCAUGCCAUUUUAUGUUUCUUUUAGAGCAAAUGCUAAGAUGUCUCUGCUUAGUGACUUGUAUGAAAUCGUUGCAAAACGUUCUGGGAAUAAGUUUUGUUAAUUCAUACUCCUGCUGGCUAGGUGGCUGCUUCCACCUAAACUAUUUGGCUUCUAUAUGCCUUCCAAAAAAAAAAAAAAUCUUUCAGUGAUCUUCUGCACAUCCAGUUGCUGUAAAUUUAAAUGCAAAAGCUCACUCAAGUCCAUAGGAAAGGCUCAUAGACAAUUUUCAGUGAACAUUGAGAGUUGGCUCCACAUAAGUGUUCUGAAAUUUUUAUAGCAUCACUGCAUUGAUUUUCCGUUCACUGUGCAAAGUGAAUAAUGGUUCUAAAAAUGCAACUCAAAGUGAAUUACAAAUGCUGCAUGGUGUAAUUGUAAGAAAUACAUUUGUCUAAAUUUUUUUUUUUGCUAAAACAGAGUAUUGCUCCAGUGUUUUCAUUCUGAGACUAGAAAUCAAGUAGCUUCUUUCCCCUUUUUCCAGCUCCUUCCCCAUUGUAAUAGCUAGUUCUAAUGCUGGCAUGAUAAUUUUCUGUUGUUCAACCUCCCAUUUUCGAUGCUGGCGAGCACAACCAUCUAGUUGGGUCAUGAAAUCCAAGACCACCUUGAAAGCACAGAUUCACAUGGACAGGGAGAAGUGGACAACUGCUAAAUGAAACUUCCACUUUCAUGUGCAUUAUGCCUUAAUUACCUUCACUGAAUUACCGCCGGAAUCUGCUACUUAUUGCCCAGAGGUUUGUGUUCCACUGUUUAGUGAUGAAGGGCUCUCAGUUUUACUCAGGAAUGAGAAACUUGUUUUCUCAGCAUGUCUAAGUCCUAGUAGUUGGAAGAGAGGGGUUGAAUCAGAGUCAUCUCUUCAAUAGUGUGUAGCACUCACUAAAGCCCCAGUGUUUACCUGGGUAAACCCCCUUAUAUCUAAGCCAUGUAGUUCUAGGAAAUAAGGUCACUUAGAGCAGUCAGUUGUCUGCUGACUGCAUUUAGAGUCUAAUUGUUUAAAAGGUGAAGCAAAUUCUAAUUUGUGAUCUGCAAAAUUAUUAAAAAGUACAAAUUGCAGCGUUUAUCUUGUAAAACACUUCAAGUAAUUUCAGUUUUGGUUAAAUAAUUACAUAAGAAGGGGUGUUUUUUAUGGAAGUAGCUUGAUGAAUAUAAGCGCAGGAGUAGGAGCCAGGCUCCUCUAAUUUUGUAUCAGUUUUUCCACUGGAUCCUCUGUGGCCAUUGGCAAGUGGCUGGAACUGUGUCAUUGUUAAUACAGCAGUAAUACCUACCUCACAGGGAUGUUGUGAGGAUCAGCUUAUGCCUAUAAAAUGCAUUGAGGAUCUGAGAUGCUAUGUAAAUAUUAAAUAUUUUAAUUUUAGUUGGGGUGUAAGAUUUACUGUAAUGAAAACAGAAGAUUUUCAUAAUUGCAGAGCCCAGUAGAGGCAGCAGUGGUGCAGUGUUCCCCAAGAACUGGUCUGUAACGCUUGCUGUAAAUUGUAGUUACUUCAAUUGCAGCCAAUUGAAAUGGUGGCUGCUUCUUAACCAAGAUAAGAUUCCCCACCAGUGUGCCUCAGUUCUGCUCUAAAUAGCAGGAGGACAGUUGCUAGUUAUUCAGGCUUUGGUGCCUCUACUUGUAAAGGGCGCCACUUGUGGUGGUAGGGGUUUUCAUUUGGUUUUUUUACACUUUUCUGCAAGGAACAAACACGACUCAUUUUUUCCCGUAUCUGUUCCAGUCACUCAGUACAACCAAAGCCUAAUGAUAUAAAACUUAGAGCCAGCCCCGCCCACUCCCCCCAAAUUUGUUUUUAAUAUUAAUAGAUUGUGCCCUCUUUGCAGUAAAUGAGAUUAAUGCUUUCCAGCACAAACCAUGAAACAAAUCAUGAAGUGUCAUUUGCUCUGGAGCCUUAAGCUCUCAGCUGUCUUUCAAAACCCUUUUUUCAAUAUGAAAUUCUUGGGGCUCUACCAACUGAGAAAUAAGAUAUCCCUGGUAUUGCCUUCUCCUCAGUAAAUUACUGUAAAUGCUGCUUUUUCAUUUCUUCCCUUUCCCUAUCCUGCUUUUCCUGUUCUUUUAAGCCAUUCUUAGAAAAGAUUUGGGAGACCCUUCCAACCUCAAGAGAAAGAUACUACCCACGUGAUUUUUCCAGUCUGUUACCGCUUGAUACUUGAAAUUGAUAAAAUAAUUUCUAAUAGCAUUCCCCAGCACGUUUCAAUUUCCCAUUGAACCAUUCUAGAGUUUAUAAUUAGGAAAAAAUACUACCCUCUUUUAUUUGUUCCCUUUGUGCAAAAUAAGGAACCUCCAUGCAGUGAACAUGCAGUUUUAAGGCAAUAAAUGCUAGUACUGCUGUUGGUCAAGUGUGUAAAUAUUUUAAAUGUAUAAUUCAGUACUAUGUUGAGUUUAUAUAUUAAAAAUGCAGGGAUUGAAGUGCUAGUUGAUUUCAAGUAUUGUUUUACCUGUACAGUUGAAGAUACAAAGUUGCAUAAAAUACUUCACAAUUUGUUGCAAUAAGACUUGGGAAAUGGAAGUGGCUGUGUAAUCAAGCCUUAUCACAACUGAAUUUUCAAUUUUGAAAUGAACACUUUCUGUAUUAUGAAGAUCCAUAAGCAGGAGGAGGAUAAAAUUGUUUUCCACUAAAGACUUUUAUUAUUUUGUUUUGGCCAUGUGUGAUUUGUGUGUAUUCUUGUUUAAUAUUUUUCUAAAAUCUCACCGCUGUUGAAUCCCUGAAAUAGCAUUUGUUCUAUCUCCUUACAGUAUAAACAAAAAUAGGAACAUUAUGGAACUUCAGGCUACAUGUUGUGCUCUUUGGCUAGUUAUGAAUGCAUGUAGUCAUUCAGUGAAAGCUGAUGAAGUAACUUUAGUUUACAUUGGCACUUAAGGCAUGAGUGUGUCCAUCAACAGAAAAGAAAAAAAAAACCAAUGAGAUCAGGUGUGUGACAGGAGUAUCUCACACUGGACUGCAAUUACCAAAAGUAGCUGUGAAUCAUAGAAUGGUUUGGGUUGGAAGGGACCUUAAAGAUCAUCUAGUUCCAACCCCCCUGCCAUGGGCAGGGACACCUCCCACUAGAGCAGGUUGCCCAAAGCCCUAAUAUAUAUUCAAAUAAAUCUUUUCCCCCAUGCUCCAAAAAAAAAACCUUAAUGAUGACUUUUCAGGUCACUGUUAUUGGUGGUGUUUGUCUACCCAGAAGCAACACUGAUUUCUGGGUCUUGAAAUUUUUUUUUGUGUAGAUUUAAUCUAAAUAGUUUCUGAUGAUACCUGGCACAGAAAUGUUCUCCAAGCCCAUAAUCUGUUCCCAUGUACAGGACAUCCAUCAGUAUGUUACUUUGUUACUUCAUAUGUAUCAGAAAAGUUCAGUUAAAGGCAGCAGUUCCUAAUGUACUAUAAUUACUUUUGGAUAAGCUACAGCUAUUUUCUAUUGUUCGCCUCUUACUUUCAUGCGCUCACAUCUUUAAAAAAAAAAAAAGCUUCACAAAUCCUGAAAGUAAAACUACGCAACAACUAUGGCGGUGACAGCUUGCUAUACAUCUUGGCCAUAUGCGUCACUAGAAUUUUACUGGUUUCAGAGGUAAAAUUAUUGCAAUUAUAUAUUUAUUUUGGCCUGAUUUAGUUCAGUGAGCAUUUUGGAGAAGGACAGAAACAUUUAAGGUAAUUCUGAGCAAAUCCCUAAAAGUAGCUGGUUAGAUUAACAGCAGCGUAUCCAAGAGCCUUUCGUGUAGAAAAUGGAACUAUUCUGCUUUACCUUAAAUAUGAGGUCUGGAAUAAACUUGAAUGAUUUGGGUAUGAAGUCUUUAUUCACACUUGUUUGUGUAAGUGUAUGCAAAACCUAUUGAUUUUGCUUUUAUGAAACUUACAUUUGCUUCAGUCCUGAGUGGUGGGGUUGGUGGUGGGCUGUUUGGCUUCAUUGAUUUGCCACGUAUCACAAGCAGAAAGGUAGGAAAGCUCAUCCUUCCAAGUGGAAUUCAUCUGGCAGGUCAACUGAGGAGGUGGUCAUGUAUGAACUGGAAGAGGGGAGGAGGAGGAGGGGGGAGAAAGUAAAAAGUUUGCAACCUUAUGUGGAGAAAAAAAAAAAGCCAAUAUGUAAGAGGAAAAAUCCAUAACGGAAGUAUUAUCCCAUAACUUGAUAAUCUGUGUCAUCCUGACAGGGAUUAGUAAAAACCUGCCAUUUCAUCAGCACAUUUUUUGGGGGGAAAAGAGAAAGUUCUAAUUUGGAAUUGUAUGAAAUGUGAUACUACUGGUGCGAGUUUUGUUAAUUAAAUAAUAAAUUCUUCUUUAUUUGGGGAAACAUUCCAGAGCUCUCCAUCUCCAGAGAGAACACAAGUUACCCCCUGUGACUGAUACAUAACUCAUUACUAGUUUUUCUCCCAUCUAUAUCUGAAUGUGGUGGAACAACUGUUUUCACUUUAACAUCCAUGAGAAGUUUUCGGAUUUGAUUUUUCUGACACUCUGUUGCCUUUGCAAGUUAGAGUAAGGCAGAGCUUUGGGUGUGAAGUAGUUCCCUUUUUCUACCCCUCUGUGUCUGGCCUAGUGUUUGUGGUUGCAAAGGUGUGAAUGUCUGAUUUGCUUUAACUUACUGUUUUGGAUGAUGCAGUUUGGGUUUGUGGCGUAUUCCAACAGCUUCCGUUCUCUGUGUUUGGUGUUCACUGAAUGAAAGUCAUCACUAGACUCCAACACAAGUAUUGACUUGAAAGCCUCACUUGUAAGUUGGUUUAAUAAGUUGUCAGGACACUUGCUUUAAAUUGUAGGACUGCACCAAAACUUCUAAUGGUCUUUUGCUCAUUCAAAUGAUUGUUGUAACUCAGAAAAAAAAAAAAAAAACCCAAAGCCAAAAGCCACCACCACCACACUGUGGAGUCUUUAGGAAGAUCACUGAUGUCCUCACACAA